Elaeis guineensis (African oil palm) is the source of this 606-nucleotide messenger RNA. RefSeq names its product metallothionein-like protein type 2. Lineage: Eukaryota; Viridiplantae; Streptophyta; Magnoliopsida; Arecales; Arecaceae. Gene Ontology annotation, molecular function: metal ion binding. The record is from RefSeq and is a predicted model, not a curated record.
CUCGGGGGCCUCUAUAAAUGAGAGGCCUUGGCCUUGGUUAUGGGGCCGUGUUUGAGAGAAAGAGAGAGAGUUUAUAUUUCAUUUUCAGAGUGAAGAAAAUGUCUUGCUGCGGAGGGAACUGCGGGUGUGGAUCUGGCUGCAAAUGCGGCACUGGAUGUGGAGGAUGCAAGAUGUACCCUGACAUGGCUGAGGAGAGGAGCACCACCACUCAAACCGUGAUCAUGGGGGUUGCACCUCAGAAGGGGCAAGUUGAAGGGUUCGAGAUGGCGACUGGAUCCGAGAACGGCGGCUGCAAGUGCGGAUCCAACUGCACCUGCGAUCCCUGCAACUGUAAAUGAGAUGCAAAAGCCUCAAAGACGGGGAGGGAGGGAGUUAAUGAGUGCUAGUGUUGUUAAUUUCUAGUGUCUGUGUGGUGCCCUGUAGUUUGUCUGUACUUAGAACUAGGGUGUUGGUGCUAAAAAUAACCGGCUAUGGCUCUGGAGCGGGUCUUGCCAUGGCCGGCGACAAAAUCACCUCUCUCUCGUCUACUUAUCCUGCUUUCUAUCUCUGCUGUGCUGCUUUACUUUAUGAAAAAGAAAUAGAGCUUAUCCGGCUUUCUAUCUCUCA